CACGUGCAGAGAUUACGACGCAACAAAAACAAAUUUAAAGGGAAAGCAUCAAAAUUUAAAGUGCUUCAAGAAAGAAGUGCGAGUGCGUGGCGUUAUAACAAUUAAGACUAAAUGACGACGUUGCCUCUAAAAACUACAGUUCUGACAAAUUUUGUUGUUGUGCGAACUUUUUAUUUUGACAUUUCAAUGGCAUUGAAUAAAAUCAGAGAGAGGAGUGUUAUUUUCGCGAAUAUCCCCCGAUUUUCGUUGUGACAGUUUGAUAAAAGAUAUAGGAAGAGACAGUAACCUUGAUUACAUUUCAAGAUGCUGCCUACCAAGUUCCUUAUGACAUGUUUGAUGACUCCAACUUAUGGUGUGAAGAUUGUGAGCAUAGUAAUACUGGUGAAUGUAAUCAACACGGACCACUUAUUAUUAUUCCUGACUCAUCCAUUAUUAGCAGAGCAAGACAGUCAUUGCCAUCAGCAUUAGAGCUUAGGAGGAAUCGUGAUACAAAGCACGGUAUAUCUGUUUUUACACGUGAAAAUAUAAAACGUCGCACAAGAUUUGGACCCCUGCAGGCACCAAGAAAAUCCAGAAAUCCAAUCCGAGACAGAAGAACACUACCUUUCAAAUUGUUUCUUGCAGGCAGAGACCCUCAGUGGUUUGAUACAGAAUCCGGAAAUGAAGGCCAAUGUAACUGGAUGAUCUUUGUUGCUGUUGCAAGAUCAGCUAAAGAACAAAAUUUAGCAGCAUUUCAAUACCAAUCUGGUAUUUAUUUUGUGACCACAAAGGAUAUCACUGCUGGGGAGGAGUUACAUGUGUGGUAUGCCAAGGAAUAUGCCGCCUGCAUGGGAACUUCACCUCUACACAAAACAGAAGACCACACCAAUGGGAGAACGCAGCCCCGCAGAGCUCCUCCACUGCGGCCCCGGCCCCCAGCCAGGGGUGCUCCACCAGCCACUUGUCGGAGGUGCCAUCGGCGACUGGUGGGCACACGCCAGGUGUGCAACCGUUGCGCCACCCUGACCAAGGCUCUGGCGACGGGUGGUCGUUCCAGCACUAGGCGCGGGCUCCCGACUCCCGCCGUCAUGUCUUCCCGAGAUGAUAGUAGCGAUGGCGCAGUUCCAGGUACCUCUCUCUCCACAGUACAUCGAGGAGAUGAAGUGUUGCAAGAAGAGCACCGUCCAGUUGCUGAGGCACAAAUUAAUAUCCCUCUUAGUACUACCACAGAAAUGUCUACACCUAGCACAUCACGACAUACUCUUAGAAGCGGCGACACAGCCAUGGAAGCAGGUGGUAGUAUUUUGGAGGGACAACGUUUGAUGAGAACUAGCAGCAGUUCUAGGAAGUCUUCGGGAAGAAGUAAGAAGGAUGCAAAGAAUGAAGAGAAUCUUCAGAGAGCAGCAUCUAGUCGUAGUGGUGGAAGUGAAGGUAGCGGAAGUGCUGCAGCCAGUGGUGGAGGCCUUGUCGGUGGUGGCAAUGGCAGUAGUGAAAGUGGUGGCACCUCAUCUGCAGAAAGAAAAAGGUCUAGGACGGGGCCAUCACCUGGUCGACAUGUGUGCCAUGUAUGUUUGAAAGCAUUUGGCAGCCCAGGUAAACUGAGCCAGCAUAUGUAUUCUCACACUGGAGAGAGACCAUUUGAAUGCUCACAGUGUAAAAAGGCAUUUUCUUCAAAGUUUAAGCUUGUGCGACAUGUUCUUAUACAUUCUGAUGAGAGAAGGUAUAGGUGUACAGUAUGUGAAAGAACUUUCCAUCGCAAAGAUCAUCUGAAGAACCAUGUGAAAGUUCAUAGCCCAGUGAAGAAAACUUUCAGAUGUGAAAGAGAGGGUUGUGGGAAAGAAUAUAGUUCAUUUCUCAGUUUCCGGAAGCAUGUUGCUGUGCAUGCAGCUGAAGAAGGAAAUUUGGAAUGCAAAAUGUGUGGAAAAGUGUUUGCCAACAAAGAAGAAAUUGUUUACCAUCUUAAAGUGCAUGCUGGAUCAAGAACUGUCAAAAACCCUUCAGAUAAAAAGUAUCGUUGUGACCAUUGUGACCGUAAAUUCUUCACUCGUAAGGAUGUCCGUAGACAUUUAGUAGUCCACACUGGGAAGAGAGAUUUUUUGUGCCAGUUCUGUCCCCAGAGAUUCGGCCGGAAGGAUCAUCUGGUACGUCAUAUCAAAAAGAGUCACCAUGGUGCAGCAGCAGGCCCCGUGACGAGGGGCAGGGGUAAAAGAGUUCGCGCUGCUGCUGCCGCUGCUGCUGAGAUAUCUCGAAAAUCAUCUGUUGUAAGCCCUAGACCCUCGACAUCAAAAGCCACUGUAUCUACAAGUUUAGAGUUUGAAGGAGAGUCUUCUACAAUACCUGGUCCAUCUUCAUCUUUUUGUGAUGUAGAAGAGACAAAGGAUAUACUGAUGUUGGAGGAAGAUGUGGAAGAUGAUCCACUAAAAACACCAUCUAUUGAGGAAAUUCUCCAGCAUUCGCCUUCAAGGAGCAGUUCAAUUCUGCUGAAAUCAGAAACGACAUCUAUGGCAUCAGGUGAGAGAUCUGCGGUGACAGUGCACCACAGACCACAAGUAUCAGAAGAUUCCCGUACUACUGAACUAUUGACAGAAUUGGUUUAUGGUCACCAACAUCCAGUCCCUCCACCACCUCCAUACCCACCAUCAUCUCAGUUUAAGUCAUUUGAACAUGGAAGUGGUGUAAAAAUGGAGUAUCCUUCACCAAGUUCUCUCUCACAAUCAGAGGGGACGAUGGAUUUCUCGCCAUAUCUCAGCCUAAUACCAUCGACAUCAGCUUCAUUAUCUGAAGACAUAGUAGAUGAAAGUACUGGUGGUGUGCAAGAAGAACUGCAUCGAUUGCUCUCUGUAGGUGAAUCAGGCUCAGAGGGCCUCCUUGUCCCUGACCCAAAUAUUUCUUCCCAAUUUUUACAUCUAAUGGAAUCUGCAGCAACAUCUCUGGACAUAACAGGAGCAUCUGGGUCUGCCAGCACUUCCUCUGAAAUGAUGGCAUCACUCCUUGAAUCAUCAGAGGAUGUUUCAAACAAACCUGUACCACUACCUCGCUUCAACCAAGCUUUCCAGCAGCAACAACAACAGCAGCAGCAGCAACAGCAGCCCCAGCCACAGCAGCAACCGCAGCAGCAGCAAUCCCAACUACAGCAACAGCAGUCACCUACAGCACCCCAACAGCAGCAGCAGCAGCAACAACAACAACAAUAGCAGGGAUGGCAUCAUCCACUGUCUCUACUGCCACCAUCAUUAUCUUUGUUUGUGACACUGUUGUU
Molecule: messenger RNA, 3238 nt
Organism: Schistocerca nitens (vagrant locust)
Lineage: Eukaryota; Metazoa; Arthropoda; Insecta; Orthoptera; Acrididae
Product: PR domain zinc finger protein 10-like
Exons: 7
Coding region: 330-3173 (947 amino acids)
Biological process (GO): cell fate commitment; regulation of transcription by RNA polymerase II
Cellular component (GO): cytoplasm; nucleus
Molecular function (GO): histone deacetylase binding; DNA-binding transcription factor activity; RNA polymerase II cis-regulatory region sequence-specific DNA binding
Source: RefSeq, a predicted model, not a curated record